UGACUGACUGCAUCAAUAUCGCCUCAGCAGCAGCAGCGGAGCGGUCAGACCGCAGCGUCCAGCUAGCUCCUCUCAACUUUCGACCACAGCCGCUUUAUCUGAUCUCCGUCCCUUUUCUGUAUGAAUGUCAGCUCUGAGACGGGAGGCGGUUACGAGUACGGGGCACCUCCGUUUUUCCAGACGUUAGAGGGCAACUUGUGCGGGGGGAUUAUUGGAGUUCUCGGUUCGUUCUCCGGGGCGAUCCCGCUGCUGGCUGGCUAGCUGAGAGCUAACUUGACGCGCUGACCGCUACACUCAGGUGGUGUGGGAGUACAGGAUGCAGCAGUGGUGAGGGUGCAGCGUGUGAUGUUGGAGGUGGUCGUGUUGCUGAUGAUGGGUUUCUUUGGCGGGGCUCAGUCCUGCACUGAGCAGGAUAACUGUUCCGCCUUGAACAGCUCUAAGGACUGGUGUUACUCGGCCCGCAUCCGCAGCACCGUGCUGCAGGGCCUGCCCUUCGGGGGUGUGCCUACCGUCCUCGCUCUGGACUUUAUGGGUUUUCUGGUUCUGCUCUUUGUGUUCUCUUUCUUGAGGAAAGUUGCGUGGGAUUAUGGGCGUCUGGCGCUGGUCUCAGACGCAGACAGGCAGGAUCAGCGAUACCGGCGCCUGGACGAACUGGAAUAUGUGGCCUCAGCCAUGCAGACGCCGGUCGAUGCCCGCUACGAGCGCCUGACCUCGGUCUCCAGCUCUGUCGACUUCGACCAAAGAGACAGCGGUUUCUGCUCCUGGCUAACGGCCAUCUUCAGGAUAAAAGAUGAUGAGAUCAGGGAGAAAUGUGGCGAGGACGCAGUGCACUACCUCUCCUUUCAGCGCCACAUCAUUGGUCUGCUGGUGGUGGUGGGCGUGCUCUCAGUGGGCAUCAUCCUGCCCGUCAACUUCUCAGGAGACCUGUUAGAUAAUAAUGCCUACAGCUUCGGCCGAACGACAAUAGCCAACUUGAAAUCUGAGAAUAAUCUGCUGUGGCUGCACACUACCUUUGCAUUCCUUUACCUGUUACUGACUGUCUACAGCAUGAGGAGGCACACCUCCAAGAUGCAUUACAAGGAGGACGACUUGGUGAAACGCACUUUAUUCAUAAACGGCAUCAACAGAUACGCAGAAGAGAGCCAGAUAAAGCAGCACUUCGAGCAAGCGUAUGAAAACUGUGUUGUGUUGGAGGCUCGCAUUUGUUACGACGUGGCCAGACUGAUGUAUUUGGACUCUGAAAGGAAAAAGACCGAGCGCAGCAAGAAGUUCUACACUGACCUGUUGGCCAAGGAGCACGUGCCCACGAUGAUCAACCCCAAACCCUGCGGCCACCUCUGCUGCUGCAUCAUCAAGGGCUGUGAGCAGGAGGAGGCGGUGAGCUACUACACUAAGCUGGAGGCCAAGCUGAGGGAGGAGUACAAGAAAGAGAGAGAGAAAGUCAACACUAAACCUUUGGACAUGGCCUUCGUCACCUUCCAGAAUGAAGCCAUGGCUGCAGUUAUUCUGAAGGACUUCAAUGCAUGUCAGUGCCAAGGCUGUCACUGUCGCCGGGAGCCCAAAUCCUCACCGUUCAGCAGCAUCCUCCAAACCUUCAACUGGACGGUCACCUACGCUCCUGACCCGCAGAAUGUUUACUGGGAGCACUUGUCCAUUGGUGGCUUGACUUGGUGGCUCCGCUGCUUCAUCAUCAACUGCUUUCUCUUCAUACUUCUCUUCUUCCUCACUACACCUGCCAUCAUCAUCUCCACCAUGGACAAGUUCAACGUCACAAAGCCUGUGGAGUACCUAAAUAAUCCCAUAAUCACCCAAUUCUUCCCCACCCUGCUGUUGUGGAGCUUCUCGGCCCUGUUACCCACCAUCGUCUACUACUCCGCCUUCUUCGAGGCCCACUGGACACGCUCUGGAGAGAACAGGACCACCAUGCACAAGUGCUACACUUUCCUCAUCUUCAUGGUCCUCCUGCUGCCGUCUCUGGGACUCAGCAGCUUGGAUGUGUUCUUCCGCUGGCUUUUUGACAAGACAUUCCUGGAUAAAGCAACAGUGAGAUUUGAAUGUGUGUUCCUCCCUGACAACGGAGCCUUCUUCGUUAAUUACGUCAUCGCCUCAGCCUUCAUCGGUAAUGCUAUGGACCUGUUACGCAUCCCAGGCCUGCUCAUGUACAUGAUCCGCCUCUGCCUGGCUCGCUCUGCAGCCGAGAGACGCAACGUAAAGAAGCAUCAAGCGUACGAGUUCCAGUUCGGGGCGGCGUACGCCUGGCUGAUGAAUGUCUUCACGGUAGUCAUGACCUACAGCAUCACCUGCCCCAUCAUCGUUCCUUUUGGUCUGAUGUACAUGCUGCUAAAGCACUUGGUGGACAGAUAUAAUAUGUACUACGCUUACCUGCCCUCUAAACUGGACAAGAAGAUCCACUCCGGAGCUGUAAACCAGGUGGUUGCCGCACCAAUUCUGUGCCUCUUCUGGCUGCUUUUCUUCUCCACUGUACGCGCAGGGUUUGUCGCAGCCACCUCACUGUUCACAUUUGUGGUUCUGAUCGUCACCAUCAUAAUCUGCCUCUCUCAUGUCGUGUUUGGGCAUUUUAAGUACUUGAGCGCGCACAAUUACAAGAUUGACACCCAAGACGUGGACGGUGUAGAGAACGGUCAGCCGCCAGGCAUUUCACCACCUGCCAAAUCUGCCAAGUACAUCGCUCAGGUCCUCCAGGAGCAGACCUCAGAGGAGAUGGGCUCGGGCAGCGGCGAGGACGACGGUCAGGGAUCCUCGCAGGACGAGGAGAUCCUCGGCCCGGGCUCGACCGUCAACGAGGCAGAUUUCCAGUCGGGGGAGGACAGCCUCAUCGACAACGAGGUGCACCACUGACCCCUCCAGGAGCGCCGCAUGCGCUGCGCCCAGUGAAUAAAGCUAGCCAGACUAUAUAGCAAACCAAACAGACCAUGCAGAGUUGAAGCUGUGCUCCAGGACCCUUGUGCUAACCUCACAAACCCGGAUACGUUCCUUCCAUCGGGCCUGGAGGGCAGCUAGAAAACACUAACAGACCUGACCAUUUUGUUUCUUACUUGACAUGGAAAAAAGGCCACUCACGCUGUCGCGCACUAACCGAAAACACGAGACUAACCUUCACCAGGGAACCUUGCUUCACUACUGAGUCACGAUCGCCCACACUAAUCAUCCUGCUGGGAGCCACAGGGACGAAGACGGGGGGUCUCUUGCGCUUCAUUACUCCGCAUUAAUGCACUCGACGGUUUUUCUUUUUUGCUUUGAGAGGAAGGAGUCAUGCGAUCCUUUUGAUUGUCGGUUGUUCAUUAUUUAUGCAUUGAACUCUUAUGCAUUAGUCCUGCUGUCUGAAACAGCCGAAGGGUUUUUAAUCAGUAGUAUCUGUAGUAUAAUGGGCUCGGAAACAAACACUGUCGUCUCUCUUUAAAGACGGAAGUUGGGGGUUCACUCGAAACACUCCGAAAUGAUAUUUGGAAAUGCAUGGGUAGGUUUUUUUCUUCUCUGCAAACUCUGUUAUUCCUGACGUUUGAUGAACUGCUUCUCUGUGGCUUCGGCUGUAACCGAACUUAAAUGCUAACUUAAAUGGGCAAGCACCAAGUUCUUCUUUCAUACAGUACAUGAAGCUGAGCCACUAAACAACUGACAACUCUCCUACACUUACACACCAGUCUCACCGAACUGCACAGCGCCACAUCUACAUCUGUAUAUCUACAGAUAUAGAUAUAUUUAUCUGGCAGGCUGCAGAGACGCACUUUCAGUGGGAUUAUUCAGUAUAUUGUACCGACAGGACUGCAUACAGAGUACGUGGUGGGGCUUUUCUCACCUCAUAUACAGAUAUACCUUCAUACCUGAUUGUAACGUGAUGUUAGUUCUUGAAGUUGAUGGACGUUCUCAAAGACAGACUGUACGUUUGUCAGUUCCUUGCACGUUCUAGCAUGAGAUUUGGGUAUUUGACUUCAUUUUGUUUGUUUUUUUUUUUAAAUGAGGAUACCUUUUUGUUAUUCUGUUGCAGAAGCAUGAUUUCUUCAUGAACUUCCUGUUUUUCUUUUGCAUAUUAAGUAAUCAGAACCCCUCCUUUCUCGGAAUCUGUCAUGAAGUUAACGGCUGAAAAUCAGGCCGGUUAUUUAGAUCCAGAUAUUAUUCAGUAACUACAUGGACUUCGGUGCAAACCGCCGGAGUUAUUGUGAAGCUAUAGAAACGUGGACAUUGAGGGGGUUAAAAUAAUGUUGGAAUCUAAACCUGAUUAAUAACUGGACAAUGUUUCCCAUAAAUGGUUGAGUAAGCAAAGCUAAUUUAAAGUCAGCGAAACGUGCAGAACUGAGAUACGUCUGUAUCGUUGUGGACUACAGAUAAACGACCAUGAAAAGAGUAGCGAAAGAACAGUUAAGUGUCUGUGAUAGCAAUAAACAGACCAUUGACCACUUUUUGUAAAUCGUAAUAACGGUUAGUACUACUGUAUUCGUUUUCCCCUUAAUUAGAACUGACCGGUUAGUAAAUCAUUUGGCAUCACUUUAUUUGUAGGGUGGUGUUCAUAGGGCUUCAUGACACCUACAUAAGCUCAUCAUGAUGGCUGACAUGAACAUACUGACACAUUUAUUAACUGACAGGUGUCGUCUGUUAUUUAAUUAAACGCUGCUUUUGUCAGAGUCGACAUAACAGUUGUGUCAGGUGAGCUCGAUUUGUUCAGACUCUGGGUUGAUUCGUGACAUUUUUGGGUGAAAUGCACAAGCAUGUUAUAACAGCUGACUUUGUAGCUUGGUGUAUGUCGCCGUACCACAGAACAUGCUCACUUUCGUCUGUCAUAUGACCCCCAUGAAGGCUGCGUUCACAUUACAAGCCUCGUUGCUCAAUUCCGAUUUUUUUACUCAGAUCUGUUCUUUCUAACCUGAUUGUUCAUUACUGUGAACGAACCUGUGAACCUGUGCGCACAUCCAACUGGGGGAGAGCGACAGCAAAAAAAUCAUGACAUUUAAAGACGUUUUUUCACGAAAAACACAAAAAGUAUUUAAAAGCUGCCAUCAAAACUCUGGUUACAAUGACUUUUACUCAUCAUUUCACAUACUGUACUGCUCUGAAUCCAAAUAAACAGGACUAAUUAGACUUUUUAACAAAACUUUAAGUACUGACGAUAUCCAUGAAAUGCUCGGACAAGCAUAUUCUCAGAAAAACAAAAUCAAAAAGUGUUGUCAUAUUGCCCGCCUCAGUUUCGUUCUGACCGGUCUCAUUAAGGUCCCAUGGCCGUGAAUAAGAUUUGGAUCCGAUCCACAUGAAAGUGGCUCAUAUCGGGCUGGAUUCACAAAACUGUCUUAAGAAAGAAAAUCUACUUAAAUGUGUUUUUUCUUCACUUCAUUCUUAAGAAAAAAGUUACGAGAAAUUGUUAUUCUUCCAAUAACUUCUUAAGAGUCCUCUUGUUUUCGUUUCUUAACUGUUUUCUUAAGAAUAAUUCUAAGAACGAUUGGUAUUCUUGAAAAUAUUGCGUUCUUAAAGGUUGAGUUGACGAGGUGAGCAUCUCAGUUUAUCUCUGCGCUGCCUCUGCUGCUCAUCCUCGUCCGUCACCCCACAGUUAGCAUAUUUUCCAAGGAGGCUUUUUUCCCUGUUGGCUGUUUCUUCCACCAUCAGCUGUAGAUCUUGGUUGACUACAUUUUUUUCAACACUUGGUUUGAUGUUUCCCCCCCAUUUUGCUCCUCUGAGUGGACUAAGCUAAAUAACGGAAAUAACAGUUAAUACAAAAAUGAACUUUGCAUCGUUUAUGGUAGAUGGUAAAAUGCAACAUAGCUGACGUAAGAAAAAAGAUUUUCUAAAGAAAAUAAGAUUAUCUUGAGAGAAUAUUUGAGAACUUUUGUGUUUUUUUGUUUGUUUUUUUUUGAGAAUUGCAUUUAAAAACAUUCUUAUGAACUUCUUAGUGUUUGUCUUAAGAACCUUCGCAAGUUUUUUCUGAAUUUCGGCCCCUGAUCUGUCGCAUUAAGGCAGAAAAAUGGAUUUGGGCCUUUUCAGGCUGGUAAUGUGAACGUGGUGUCAUGACAGUCUAAUAUCAGGCAUAAAGGGUUACCAUUCAUAAGGCUACACGACACCUACAUAAACUUACCAUGACAACUGACAUAACCCUACAUAAUUGUUUAUAGAUGCUUAUUCCUACCAGCAUCGUUCGCUAUAAAAGUUACAUUUCCCAGUUGUGAUCACAGCUAGCUAAAGUAGCCUUUAUGACAGGUGAUGCCUGUUGGAAUAAGCUUUUAUAAACAUUUAUGUAGGGUUAUGUCAGUUGUCAUGCCGAGCUUAUCACUGCUAUUGGAACAAAACCUCUCCAAAUCUCCAAAAAGGUAACUUUACAGGAUGAGGAAAAACGUCUUAACCUUUAAUGGAAGUCAAUGGAGAAGUGCUCUUUUUUGUAAUUUUGGACCAUUUCUGUUGGUCCGUUCAUCUUGAAAUUUUGAAAAAAAGGGCUACCUUUUUCAAAUGAUGUCAAAAAAUGGGAAACGGAAGAUAAAAGGUUUUGUCCCAACAGCAACGUUAUGUAGGUGUCAUGUAGCCUUAUGAACACACCCUACAGUAAAGUGUUACUGAACAUAAAUAUCACCUGACACUGAUGUUAUGUCAACUUGACAUCAAAGCUGGCUCCUAUUGGAACAAGUGUUUAUGAAGGUUUAUGUAGGUUUAUGUAUAAGCAUUAUGUAGCCUUAUGAACACUGCCCUACAGUGAAGUGUUACCAGAUGUUGUAGUUGUCAUUGUAUUCUAAUUGUUUACAGUAAUUACAGUGCAAUGUCUGGACUGCUAUUUUCUGCCACUAAUGUCUUGUAGCUGCGGUCAGUAGCGUGCGAGCCUAUGACUAGACGACAGGAGGCGACGCGGUUAAAAGCUUUUUGCAAUGACACUUUAUUUUAACGUAUUUUAAACUAUGUAAAUUCGCUAAUCUUUCAUUUCCGAAUGGUAAUAACCCUCGUGAUCAUGUUUUUUGCUGCCGUACAGACUCGGGACGCUGUGCGCCGAUUCCCUCAUCAGUUCAAUAGAGUCCUGCAGGACUUCGGUAUCACUGUCUCGCUAAGGAGAGUUAGACACUGUAAGUGGCGAAUGUAGGAAUGCUUUGUAAAUCAGGGCAGAGAUACACGGUCCAGAGAUACGAUGCGGAGGCGGUGCUUUAAGUGCACAUCUCCGUAGGCUGUUUCUGUUUGUUUAAAAGUCUUUUAUUUAUUUCAUUUGUCUGCAGUUCUUCAUGGGAUGGCACAGUUGCUGCUUACACAUUGUUUUUGCCUAAAAAAAGGAGCUGUUUGAACUGUUUAAUGUGUAAAUACUCACUACACUGAUCUCAUGAGGACUAAACUGUGUUAUUUAAGUACAUCAAGCUCAAACUGUAAACAUGUACACUCAACCAAGGUAUGUUUCUUUUCCUGCAACACUAAACGAUCCAUUUCGGUCCUUCUCACAGCUGUGGAAUGAUAACAGUGCUACUCUGUGUUAAACGUUUUUGUAUCUCGACUUUCCCUGCCUCUGGAAAAGACUUUUUGUAUAAUGUCGUCCUCCGAAUCUUCCAUUCCUUUGAACAAUAAAAUUAGCAUUUACUGCUGAAAUCUG
This is a messenger RNA of Colossoma macropomum (tambaqui), 7561 nucleotides long. RefSeq names its product transmembrane protein 63Ba (gene tmem63ba). The record is from RefSeq and is a predicted model, not a curated record. Gene Ontology annotation, molecular function: nucleic acid binding; calcium-activated cation channel activity. Lineage: Eukaryota; Metazoa; Chordata; Actinopteri; Characiformes; Serrasalmidae. Gene Ontology annotation, cellular component: plasma membrane. Bases 346 to 2859 code for a protein of 837 amino acids. The transcript has 24 exons.